AUGGGCAGAUCCACGCAAUCGUUGGGACUCGCACCUCCCGCCGUGCGACGGGACCAGAGAGCCAAGCUUGCCCGCCACAUUGUCAACAAAGUCGUGCCUGCAAUUCUAGCAUCCAAUGCACGAGCUAGAAAGGGUGCGGAUGGGAGCCAGCUUUUUGUGGAUCCGCCGGCGAACCGUUAUGGAGAUGAGGAACCAGGAAGGAGCGAAACGCACGGGAAAGGGAAGGAUGAGGAGGUAGAGACAAUGUAUGUGAAGAGAAAAGGGCAGGGGAGGAGGAAGAUCAAGGAGCGGGAUGGAGGUGUUCUGAGGGAAGAAAACGGAAACUCGAUUGGAAAGAAAGGAAAGAGGCGAGCUUCAUGGGAAGAAGGGCUUAUGUCCUCAUCCAUCGCUCCGUCGGAGCAGGACAAUACAGGAACACGUACUAGAAAAGGAAGGAACAUCCGCAUCAUAACCACGGAUACACUCACUGCAGCGCACAUGCUUACCUUCCCCGCUCGAUACCCAGACGUGUCCCAGAUCGCUCCAUUCAAGAAGAAAGACCCGAACGUGUGUAUCCUGAACAUGGCCUCACCUCUCCGUCCCGGAGGUGGCAUCCUCGCAGGUGCAACCUCACAAGAGGAGUUCCUCUGUGCACGCACCACCCUCCUCCCCUCGCUCAAAGACUCAUUCUACCGCCUGCCAGAAGUAGGGGGAGUGUACACACGCGAUGUGCUUGUUUUCCGUGACUCUGCUCCUUUGGGAGAAGGGACAAAAGGGGAGCUGGGACCAGGGGAACGAUGGUGGGUCGAUGUCGUGACUGCGGGUAUGCUGCGGUUCCCUGAGCUGGAAGGGGAAGAAGGUGAGGAGAGGAGAUUGAGCAAGAAGGACAGGGACCUCGUGGUGCGGAAGAUGAUGGGUGUCAUGCGUAUCGUAGAAUCCCAGGGGAUGAGGAGGUUAGUGUUGGGUGCUUGGGGAUGCGGGGCGUAUGGAAACCCUGUUCGCGAUAUUGCGGAGGCAUGGAGAAGGGUCCUGGAUGGGGAGGUCGGACGAGAAAGGAAGGGGAAAGGUGCUGCGAAAGAAGAGGCGGAAACUUGGGACCACAUUGAAGAGGUUGUCUUUGCGAUCUCGAACGCGAAGAUGGCAACAGAGUUUGCUGAAUCAUUUGGUGGCGGUAUUGCAGUGGAAGCCGGUCCAGGCGGGCACGAAGUGGACGAAGAAGGAGAAGAAGACAAAGUCGCCCAGGAGUUGAGGUCUAAGAUAUCGGAGAUGGAGGCGCAGCUCGCCCAAGUGUGGAAUCCGGAUCUGAAAACAAGGAUGGGCGUCGUUCUGGAUGGUCUCCGGUCUCAGCUCGCUGAGCGCGAAAGCAGUGGAGGUGACGAGAAUCAUGCGGAUGAAGAUGAAGAAGAA
Messenger RNA from Westerdykella ornata, 1386 nucleotides. RefSeq lists its product as uncharacterized. The transcript has a single exon. The annotation marks the transcript as partial. NCBI's taxonomy places the organism in Eukaryota, Fungi, Ascomycota, Dothideomycetes, Pleosporales, Sporormiaceae. The record is from RefSeq and is a predicted model, not a curated record.